UGAAAUCAUGAAAUAGUUCGUUUUAAGGAGAGGCGAUGACGCGGAAGAGAUCCUCUAUUCUGCUCCCAUCACUGAACAUGCGCGACGUUGUCAUUACCUUCUCCAUUGAGAUCGAACCGGAUUGGUUUUCGCGAAUGUUGGAAAUUGAAAUCCGGUUUGGUUAAUAAGGGUAAUUUUAGGAAUAAAAAAAGCGAAAUGACUUGCAUGACACGCUUACGUGGAUUCGCUGCUCUCUCUCUCUUUCCAGGGAGAGGGACGAAAUGAAGCAUUAUCAAAUAAGGGAAAAAACAAAAAACAGGAGAGAAAACCAGAGGGAAAACGCGAGAAAGUUAAUUGGUUUCUGCGAGAAUCUGCAGCUUUCCUGGGCAUUUUUUUUUGGUUUAAGCUGAAGGAGGCUGGUCUUUGAUAUUGUUGGUGAUAUCUGUCUUCAAACGUGAAUGUAGUUUUUUAUUUUAUUUUUUACGUCUCCCAAAAUUCUGAAGCUUCGAGAGAGAGAGAAAGAGAAACGUUCGUGAUAAAUAUAUUUUGUAUCUGAUUCAACAUUAAUUGGAUCGAUGGUGGAGAAAUUUCCCGGGAAACACCUUCUGAUUGGGUUCUCAGGGAUUAUUUCUAAUGUUUUUUUCCCGUUGGAAAUCUAACCAGAUUUGGACGUAAUAAUGGCUGCUUUGGGGUCGCUCGUCUGGGUAGAAGACACAGAUGAUGCCUGGAUAGAUGGAGAAGUUGUCGAAGCUAACGAUGAUGAUGUCAAAGUUAACUGCCAAACCAAGACGGUUGUGGCAAAGGCAAAUGCUGUCUACCCCAAGGACCCUGAGUUUCCUGAACUUGGUGUCGACGACAUGACCAAGCUUGCCUAUCUGCAUGAACCAGGGGUUCUUCUCAAUCUAAAGGCCCGGUACAAUGCAAAUGAAAUAUAUACAUACACAGGGAAUAUACUGAUAGCUGUGAAUCCCUUUAAAAGACUACCACACCUAUACGGAAAUGAUAUAAUGGAACAAUAUAAAGGCUCUGACUUUGGCGACUUAAGCCCACAUCCUUUUGCUGUUGCUGAUUCUGCAUACAGAAAAAUGAUCAACGAGGGAGUAAGCCAGGCGAUCUUGGUGAGUGGAGAAAGCGGUGCUGGGAAGACAGAGAGCACAAAGAUGCUCAUGCAGUAUCUUGCAUUCAUGGGUGGAAAAGCUCAGAGUGAAGGACGAUCUGUAGAACAGCAAGUUUUGGAGUCUAAUCCAGUUUUAGAAGCUUUUGGUAAUGCAAAAACCGUCAAAAACAAUAAUUCAAGUCGUUUUGGUAAGUUUGUGGAGAUUCAGUUCAACCAUAUGGGAAGAAUCUCAGGAGCUGCUAUUAGAACAUAUUUGCUUGAGAGGUCAAGAGUUUGCCAAGUUUCUGAUCCUGAAAGAAACUAUCAUUGCUUUUACAUGCUUUGCGCUGCGCCAGAACAGGAAAUUGAGCGGUACAAGUUAGGGAAACCAAGCACGUUUCACUACUUAAAUCAAUCGAACUGCUAUUCGUUGAGUGCACUUGAUGAUGCCAAGGAAUAUCUAGCUACGAGGAAAGCUAUGGAGGUUGUUGGGAUUAGUUCUGAAGAACAGGAUGCAAUCUUCCGGACAGUUGCUGCUAUCCUUCAUCUAGGAAACAUUGAGUUUGAAAAGGGAGAAGAAGCAGAUGCUGCAGAGCCUAAGGACGAUAAAUCUCGGUUCCAUCUGAAAGUGGCUGCAGAGCUUUUCAUGUGUGAUGAGAAAGCUCUAGAAGACUCCUUAUGCAAAAGAGUGAUGGUGACUCGUGGUGAAAGCAUUACAAAGUCGCUUGACCCUGGUAGUGCAGCUCUAAGCAGAGAUGCUCUUGCCAAGAUUGUCUAUUCUAAACUGUUUGAUUGGCUUGUGACCAAGAUCAAUAACUCCAUUGGACAAGACCCAAGUUCAGAAUACAUUAUUGGAGUCCUGGAUAUAUAUGGAUUCGAGAGUUUUAAGACAAACAGCUUUGAACAGUUUUGUAUAAACCUGACAAACGAGAAGCUCCAACAGCAUUUCAACCAGCAUGUGUUCAAAAUGGAGCAAGAAGAGUAUACUAAAGAAGAGAUUGACUGGAGUUACAUAGAGUUCAUAGAUAAUCAGGAUGUUCUUGAUCUUAUAGAAAAAAAACCUGGUGGCAUUAUUGCCCUUAUAGAUGAGGCCUGUAUGUUUCCAAAAUCAACACAUGAUACACUUGCACAAAAGCUAUACCAAACCUUUAACGGCCACAAGCGUUUCACCAAACCAAAAUUGGCUCGUACAGACUUUACCAUCUGCCAUUAUGCUGGUGAUGUCACUUAUCAGACUGAACUAUUUUUGGACAAAAACAAAGAUUAUGUUGUUCGAGAACAUCAAGCUCUCAUGAACUCUUCAGAUUGUUCCUUUGUCUCAUCUUUGUUUCCAAAACUACGAUUAGAAUCCUCCAACUCAUCAAAGUUCUCAUCAAUAGGCUCUCAGUUCAAGCAACAACUACAAUCUUUGCUCGAGACGUUGAACACCACAGAGCCUCACUACAUACGCUGUGUUAAACCAAACAACGUUCUUAAGCCAGAGAUUUUUGAGAACAUUAACGUUCUGCAUCAACUUAGGUGUGGGGGGGUUUUGGAAGCCAUUAGGAUUAGUUGUGCUGGAUAUCCUACUAGGAAGCCUUUCAAUGAAUUUUUAACUAGGUUCAGAAUUUUAUUCCCGGAGGCUACAAACAAAAGCUUUGACGAAGUUGAUGCUUGCAAAAAGCUAUUAGCAAAAGUGGAGCUAAAAGGUUUUCAGAUAGGGAAGACAAAGGUGUUUCUUAGGGCAGGUCAGAUGGCAGAACUGGAUGCUCACCGAUCUGAAGCUCUUGGCCACUCAGCUAGGAUCAUACAGAGAAAAGUCCUAACUUAUCAGUCCCGUAAAAAAUAUAUGAUGUUGCAGUCUGCUUCAAGAGAUAUCCAAGCCAUUUGUAGAGGGCGCAUGGCGCGGCAUCAGUUUGAGUCCAUGAGAAGAGAAGCAGCUUCUCUGAGAAUUCAGAAGCAGGCACGGACGUAUAUAUGCCACACGGCCUAUAAGAAGCUGUGCAUUUCAGCUGUUUGUGUUCAGACUCAGUUGCGUGCAAUGGCUGCUCGAGUUGAACUUCAGUACAGGAAGAAGAGACAUGCGGCAAUUAUUAUUCAAGCAAGUUUUAAAACCUCAUUUUUUAUGACAAAUAAUUUUUCAUUCUUUUUGAUUAUCAAUAACAUGCAAAAGUUACUUAUUCCACAGAGUCAAAUCAGAAGAUGUCUGUGUCGUCGUCGGUAUUUAAGAAUGAAGAAAGCAGCUAUUACCACUCAGUGUGGCUGGAGAGUAAAAGUUGCACGCCGAGAAUUGCGGAAGCUUAAAAUGGCUGCUAAGGAAACAGGAGCCCUCCAAGAAACUAAUACUAAGUUGGAGAAGGAAUUAAAAGAGCUCACUUCAAUCUUAGAGCUUGAGAAACAGAUGAGGAUGGAGCUUGAGGAAGCCAAAAAUCAAGAAGUGGAAGAGUUGAAAGCAGCUUUAAAUGAUAUGAAACUUCAGCUGGGGGAAACUCAAGAAACCAAAAGCGAAGAGAUCUUGAAGUUGCAGUCCGCUUUACAGGACAUGCAAUUAGAAUUUGAAGAACUUGCUAAAGAUCUGGAGAUGACGCAUGAUCUUGCCGCAGAAAAUGAAAAUCUCAAGGAGUUGGUGAGCUCAUUACAAAGGAAAACUGAUGAAUCCGAGACCAACUAUGAAGAAACAGGUAAGCAAAGUGAAAAACAGGAGGUUCCCGUCAUUGACAAUGAUGCAAUCAUCAAACUCGAAGCUGAAAAUCAACAACUAAAGGCGUUGGUCAGUUCAUUGGAGGAGAAAAUAGAUGCCUUAGACCGAAAACACGACGAAACAAGCUCAAACAUCACAGAGCAGUUGAAGGAGAGUGCUUCAUCUGAUUAUGAGAUUGUCAGUGAUCUUGCAGCUGAGAAUGAACGUCUCAAGGCACUGGUGAGUUCGUUAGAGAAGGAAAAUAACAAAAAAGAUGGGAGUGAUUCAUCAAACGAGCAAAAGGAGGAGGGUACACACAUGAUUAAAGAAGAGAGUUCAACAGAGGAUAUUGAUAAUGAAAUUACCAAAAAACUUGCUGCUGAAAACAAAGAACUAUUUGAUCUGGUAGAUUUGUUGGAAAAGAAAAUAGUUGAAACAGAGAAGAAGUAUGAGGAAGCAAGUAGACUUUGUGAAGAGAGGCUUCAGAAGGUUGUAGACACAGAGAAUAAGUAUGAGGAAGCAAGUAAACUUUGCGAAGAGAGGCUUCAGCAGGUUGUAGAGGCAGAGACAAAACUAAUCGAGUUAAAAACAUCCAUGCAAAGGCUUGAGGAAAAGGUCUCUGACAUGGAGACAGAAGACAAGAUUCUCCGGCAGCAAGCACUAGCUCAUUCAGCUUCCCGGAAAAUGUCUUCUCAGAUGUCAUUUACAGGACCUCCGCCAAUGGAGAACGGACAUCAUGCAUCAUUGGCUCCUAUACCAUCAAGAAGGUUUGGGACAAUUUCUUUCAGGCGAUCUCGGAUUGAACGACAACCCCAUGAAUACGUUGACGUCCUUAUCAAGUUUGUUUCACAAAAGGUCGGAUUCAGCCAUGGGAAGCCUGUUGCGGCGUUCACAAUAUACAAAUGUCUCAUACACUGGAAAGUAUUCGAAGCAGAGAAGACCAGUAUCUUUGAUCGUAUGGUUCCUGUUUUUGGUUCUGCUAUUGAGAAUCCGGAAGACAAUGAUCAUUUGACCUAUUGGCUAACAAACACAUCUACGCUACUGUUCUUGCUUCAAAGAAGCUUGAAAAACCAUAGCACAAGCAGUGCAAGUCCGAGGUUACCUCCUCAGCCGACUUCAUUUUUUGGUAGGAUGACACAGGGUUUCCGUUCACCCUCUUCGGGAAGCCUUUCAGGAGACGUAGUGCAACAAGUAGAUGCUAAAGUUCCGGCUUUGCUUUUCAAGCAGCAGCUCACAGCUUACGUUGAAACGAUAUAUGGAAUAGUGCAAGAGAAUGUGAAGAGAGAAUUAGAGCCCGUGCUCUUGUCAUGCAUUCAGGGACUGAAAGAUUCAUCAAAUGAGCCCUCUUCAGAUGACUUACCAGCUCAGUCAUCUGAACAGAACUCACCAGCAAAGUCAUCUGAACAGAACUCACCAGCAAAGCCAUCUGAAGAUAAGAUUCCACCAGAAAAGCUGCCUGAAGGUAGUUCACCAGAAAAGCCGUCUGAAGAGGACCCACAUGCAAAGAUAUCUGAAGAGAAUACACCGGCAAAACCAUCAGCAGACAAUGCACCAGAGGAGACUUGGCAAGGCAUCAUAGAUCUAUUGAACCGGCUUCUCGGCACAUUGCAGAAAAACUACGUUCCUCUGUUUCUUGCUCAGAAGAUAUUCAGCCAAACAUUCCAAGGCAUCAACGUUCAAGUCUUUAACAGCCUCAUGCAACAAGAAUGCUGUACAUUCAACAUGGGCAAAAGGGUGAAUGCUUUCUUAAAUGAACUAGAGGCAUGGUGUAGCCUAGCAACUGAAGAGUUUGUAGGGUCUUCAUGGGAUGAACUCAAACACACAAGACAAGCCGUGGGGAUCCUGGUUACAGAACAAAAGUCCACGAUUACAUAUGAUGAUCUUACCACUAACCUCUGUCCGGCUCUUAGUACUCAGCAACUGUAUAGAAUAUGUACCCUCUGCAAAAUUGAUGACGACAAGGAUCAGAACGUAUCGCCAGACGUGGUUUCCAACUUGAAACUACUAAUCACAGAUGAAGAUGAAGACAGCCGUUCGUUCUCGUUAGACAAUGAUUCCAGCAUCCCCUUUGCAGCAGAUGAGAUCUCCAACUGCAUGCAAGAAAAGGAAUUUACCAAUGUAAAGGCAGCGAUCGAACUCGCUGAUAACCCUAACUUCCACUUUCUAAAGGACUGAGACCUAUUUGGUCCGUUCUUCAUCUGACAACUGAAAUUGUACAGUAUUCGUUUACUCCCUCGCAUAGAUUUACGCUAUGUAGAAUCCUACAAGUUUCGUCAAUAGGGGUUUCAGAGGGCAUCUUGAACUUACGUCUCUCCUGAUUUGAUUCUUACGUGUUCAUUCUCUUCAGGGAGGUUAGGUUAAAGCAGACAAUAUUUUACUUGUGUGGCAAGAAACAUCUCUAUGUACAACUAACCUUUUGUAAUCGGUUUUUUUAACCUUUUGUCAUUGGAGAAAUAUUGAUAGAGACCCUUACUGGGUUCACACACAAUAUUGGCAUUACCAUAUUUUUAAAUUUGUAUGAUUUUGCAUUUUUUGGUUGUAAGGAA
This is a messenger RNA of Brassica rapa (field mustard), 6280 nucleotides long. Its product is annotated as myosin-10. Gene Ontology annotation, molecular function: actin filament binding; microfilament motor activity; ATP binding. Gene Ontology annotation, cellular component: cytoplasm; myosin complex; membrane. Gene Ontology annotation, biological process: actin filament organization. NCBI's taxonomy places the organism in Eukaryota, Viridiplantae, Streptophyta, Magnoliopsida, Brassicales, Brassicaceae. The record is from RefSeq and is a predicted model, not a curated record.